Dermacentor albipictus is the source of this 3525-nucleotide messenger RNA. RefSeq names its product SET and MYND domain-containing protein 4-like. Lineage: Eukaryota; Metazoa; Arthropoda; Arachnida; Ixodida; Ixodidae. Gene Ontology annotation, cellular component: nucleus; cytoplasm. Gene Ontology annotation, molecular function: histone deacetylase binding. The record is from RefSeq and is a predicted model, not a curated record.
UUAGCCGCAGAGAGCCGCAGCCAAUCCAAAACGCGGAAGUCAUCCACUGUUGGUGUUCGCGUGUCGUGUGGCGAGCGUGGCGAGUCAAACCUGUUGCGCUGGCCGUUCCGUCGGCGAUUUGAAGGCCGCACUCGAUUCGAGCACUCACAGGGCGCACGAAAAUUGUUGCGACCAAAACAACGGACGACGUUUAACGCAGAAAUCACGUGCGCAGGUGCGAGUCGCUAACAGUCUUGCGCUCCUGCCGCGGAUAUUUGUGAGAGACGUUCGCGAGUGUGUGGCGAGUCUGUUUCACAAGGCUGACCCGUCUGCCUGCUUGGUCAGGCAUCUCGCAAGUGCUGUUCGCGGACUAUGAGUAUUGUUCUCCGUUCACUCGCUUAGGUCAGCGUCUGGGAGCAGCCGGCCACAAUGUCCAAGAUCGAAACCUGGCAAGACGUUCUCGACAGCACCACGGAACGCGUACGUCAGGGAAAUGGUUUUGCCGUCUUUAGCGCGCUUGAAACAAAUGAAGAGCGAGUCAGGUUCUGCCUCCGCCACGAAGUGGCCCAUCCGCGCAUCAAGCACUGGUUGACAGUUCUCUGCUCGUCGAAGCACCGCAAGUUCUGGGAGAAGGCCUCUGAACUGCGGAGCGAGGGAAACAUCUGCUUCAACCGCAAGCAGUAUGCGAAAGCAGCCGAGUUUUACACGCAGAGCAUCCUCUCGGCUCCUUUUCCGGAUACUCCAGACGCUGAAGGACACGCUGAAGAGAUGUCGCUAGGAUUUGCAAAUCGGUCCGCCGCAUACUUUCACGCAGGCAAGUACAAACGCUCCUUGUGCGACGUCCGCUACGCAUUCGAGCUCGGUUAUCCCAACCACCUGCGCUACAAGUUGUAUCUGCGGAAGGGUCAGUGCUACCUGCGCCUCGGAAAGCCCAGAGAAGCGCUGGAAAAUUUUGACUUGGCCACUAAGGCGCUGCGGCGCGCGGGUCUGGACAGCCGAAAACACGCACAGCAGGCGAAGGAAAUCGAUAUGUUCAAACAAGCGUGUAGCGGUAACAAGACACCACCUGUUCCAAGUGACGAAGAUGACCCCGACGACGAAUCACAGGUACCCAGUGUAGUCCGCGGCGUUCACGAUUCUGUACCGAACUGCACCAAUGCCGUGGACAUUCUGUACAGUACAGAGAAAGGACGCUUCGUGGUGGCCAACCGAGAGCUACGGACUGGUGAUGCAGUUUUCGUCGAAAAGCCGUAUGCUUCGGUUCUGCUGCCAGGCCACACAAAAACCCACUGUCAUCACUGCCACAAAAGGCUCCAAAACGCUGUUCCGUGCUCACAGUGCAACCAGGUGCGGUACUGUUCUUUCAGCUGUGCAAAGGAGUCCUGGAGUCGGUACCAUGACUUGGAGUGUGGUAAUCUGAACCUUUUGUACUCUGUAGGAAUUGCACAUUUGGCUGUCAGGAUUCUUUUUGUAACAGGCCUAGCCAACCUUGUCCGGUUUUCUCAAGCUCUCUCUGCGGGGGAUGAUGAAAUCAAUGAAUUUAACUAUAAUGCUGUAUAUGAGCUGGUUACACAUGAUGACAAGAUGUAUGCUGAUGACAUGCUGCAAUACUCCCUGACAGCAGCAUUACUCUACAUGCUGCUGGAUCAGGUCCAGUUUUUUAGCCUCGAUGAAGUGACUUCAAAGGCUUCAGCACUGAGCCUCACUGGAAGAAAUGGGUCAAGUAACCACCCUGGCCUGCCCAUAAUGGAGCCCAGUGUGGCAGCUUUGAAAACAUUUGCAGGAGGUCUCUUGCUACGCCACAUUCAGCAGCUUGUGUGCAAUGCCCAUGCCAUCACAUCACUGGAGUCAAGAACAAUGCAGGAGGAUGACGUUGUGGUCACAACUGAGCAAGUUCGUAUAGCCACAGCCAUCUACCCAAGUGCAAGCCUUAUGAACCAUGCUUGCAACCCCAACAUUAUUUCAAACUUUCCUUGUGGCUCAACUCUUGUGGUGAGAGCUGUAAGGAAUAUUGCAGCUGGGGAGGAAGUUUUGAACUGCUAUGGUCCUCACUACCAAAGAAUGUCCUUUGCAGAACGGCGCCAGACACUGCAGGAGCAGUAUUUCUUCACUUGCAACUGCACUGCUUGUGGUGCUGGGGAGGAUGCUGAGCAACGCCUGCAGGCCUUGAAGUGCGAAUACUGUGAUGGGCCACUGAAUAUGCCUGAUGAUAGUGGGAAGGCUGCCUGCUUAGACUGUGGCACCACUCAAGAGUGCCUUGCACGUGAGCAGAAGGCUUUUCGAAUGCAUGACCUCUACGUUCAAGGUGUGCAACUUGCUGAAAAGGGUAACCACUUGGAAGCUCUGCAGCGCCUCAACAAAUGCUUGAAGGCACGGGAGAAGCUGAUGUACAAACACAAUUUAAAACUUCUGGAAGCCAAGGAUAUGGUGGCAAAAUGCUUCUGUGCAAUUGGCGACUUUCGAUCAGCAUGUGAAGUGCUGAGUCCUGCUGUUGAUGCGAUCCGGGAGAUAUAUGGUGAGAACAGCAUCGAGCUUGCCAACGAGCUUCAGAAGAUGUCGGACAUACUUGUGAAUGCUGUGCCUCAGGCAAUCCGCCAAGAAGCUUCAACGGAGGAGAUUGAGCACCUUAUAAAGAAUGCAGAUUCUGUGAUUGACGAAGCAAUGACUAUUUACAUUCUCCAUUAUGGAAGGAGACACCACACAACACGGGACUUGCAAGCAAAAAGAAGAAUAUUAGCGACAGUGUCAUAGAGUUGCACGUUAGAGAGAGAGAGAGAGAGAAAGGCAAAGGAAACACAGGGAGGUUAACCAGAGAUAUUUCACGUUAGAAGCUUAUUCUUAUGUUACAUGACAAGAACACUAUGAACACUUUGCCAGCAAAACCUUGUGUGUUAAUCUGGUUCUUUGCAUGGAGCUGCCCGUGUUUUGUUCUAUUUUUUACCAAGUGGUGAAUGUGAGUAUGGUAGGCAAUUUUUUUAGCAAUACGAUGCAAAUCGAGGUGUUUUGCACAGAAAAGAAUGAAGUAAAAAAAAAGUGCAUUUCAGGCAUAGUUGAUAACAGGGUAGCACAUGAAGACAUUCAAUGCAUUUGUGCCAUUGGGUAAAGCACAUUGUUAUAGAAGGAAUUAUGCUUCAACUCAAACUCUGGCUUUAAAUUAAGAGAGCUUUACAUUUUAAUGUAGCAACUUGGGCAAGUGUGUGACGUGUUCCUACAGAUGUGCAGCACAUUUAACUGUUGCUCAGAGCAACUGCACUGGAAGUACUGCCUGUAGGCUAUUUCCAAUAUCACAUAGUGCUGACCAGAGUGUUUUAAGUGUUUUCCACUUUGACUUAUAUGCGAGCAUCAGCUCAUCACUUGUUCCUUGUGUGUUCUUUGUUGAGUAUUCUGUGCUUUUCAAAGGCUCUGAGUCCUGUGUGGUGUAUUUUUAAUUGCAUUAGGUUUCUCUGUUAGCAAGAUUGUCUCUUUCCAAGUAGUGUGUGAGGUUAAAUGCAUCAGGAAAUGCAACUAAAUUAAGUGAAAUGCAAUAAAGUAAUGUUCAUACAUGCA